AUGAGUUUAGAAGCUUACAUCGACAUAAGAUUUGCAGACCCAGUCAUUUCCCUCUCUAUAAACCAAAGAGGUCUCUGUUAUGGUAGUGCUUUAGGUCGUGUUCUUUACUACAACUUCAAUACUCAUGAAGAAACCCCAAUAACUGAGUUUAGUGAAGAGUGCAUAAGAGGGGUUUCACUAUCUGCUGAUGGCUCAUUAUUUAUAGCAAUUGGAGAUCUUUACUGUUGAGCAGUUUUAAACCCAGAUUCUUUACAGUCCUCCAGAGAAGUAAUUAAUCAUGAAAGAUUGCACUCAAAUGAUGACUGUGGCUAUACACAAGUCUUAAUGAAAGAUGACACUGUAUGCAUACUUACAAUCACUCAGCUUGCUGGGAUUGCUGACAGAGCUGACACUAUAUAUAUUACAAAUAUUUCAAGCCAAAUUAAGCUGAAAUUUGAAAUCCCGAGUUUGCCCCCUCAGUCAGUUCCUUAUGAUUUUGAUGGGAAAAGGCUAUUAUGAAUGGAAUGAGGCACUAAUCUUCUACUCCCCCCCUCCGUGAGUGAACAAAACCAUUAGAAAAAUCGCUAUUUUUUGCCCAAAAACCCACCCUCCGUGAGUGAACAAAAAUUUUUUAUGGAAAAAAAUUUUGAUAUAUAAGUGAUAAUUAGCAUAAUGAAAUCUAGUACUAAUUCUGUUUAAUUUUAAACAAAUUGCUUUUUAAAACAUAAAUUUUAUAAAUUAAAUUAAUAUUUGCUUUCCAAUUUUUGCGAAUUAGGAUUUUUUCAAAUUUCGAAAAAAAUAUUUUUAUAUAAAAUUUAUAUAUAAAUUUUUUUAAAAAAAAAAAAUUAACCCCCCUCCGUGAGUGAACGAAAUUUUUUUGUUCACUCACGGAGGGGGGGAGUUAGGACAUUUAAAAUGUAUGAUUUCACAACUCAAGCAGUCAGUGAGAUAGCUGCAUAUGAAAAAAAAUAUGGACACAUCACACAUGUUAAGCUACUCCAAGAUUCAAUUUUAUUAGUCAGAAAUCACAGAAGUUUGAUCCUUGUUGACAUAUCAACAGGGGUUACAAGACAUAUUCUAGGAACUCAUAAAGCUGACAUUGUGGCUUUAAAUUGGCUUUGUCUAAAAGAAGGGAUUGCAUCAAUGGCUAGUGAUGAUGAUAACAUUACGGCUACAAAGCUAGUAAUUAUAGCAGUAGACUAUGAUGGGAAUAUAUGUUUAUGAGAUAACCAAGGACUAGCAGAGUGUAUACAGAUAAAAAACCUCCCUCAGCUGACCCCUCCCUAUCAGAAACUUAUGUAUUUCUCUAUGGGCUACCCAUAUAUUGUUGCAGCCCAUGAUGUAAAAAUCGCAUUUUCAAGUGACUUAGGAGUUUUGGUUGUGCGCUCAAAGUAUUUGGAAUCACUUCAAAACUUGCAAACUUAA
Molecule: messenger RNA, 1404 nt
Organism: Blepharisma stoltei
Lineage: Eukaryota; Ciliophora; Heterotrichea; Heterotrichida; Blepharismidae
Source: the annotation of a GenBank genome assembly